This is a messenger RNA of Chiloscyllium plagiosum (whitespotted bambooshark), 3457 nucleotides long. RefSeq names its product TBC1 domain family, member 10Ab (gene tbc1d10ab). Gene Ontology annotation, molecular function: GTPase activator activity; small GTPase binding. The record is from RefSeq and is a predicted model, not a curated record. Lineage: Eukaryota; Metazoa; Chordata; Chondrichthyes; Orectolobiformes; Hemiscylliidae. Gene Ontology annotation, biological process: regulation of GTPase activity.
CCCCCCCAGCGGGACGGUUUCUUUUCCGAGUCGGUGACCGGCGGGAGGUAACUGAUUACCUUGAGGGUCCCAAUUCUUGGUAUCGAAGCAGUUGGUUUGUCUUUUUUCUUUGAAAAGAAAAAGCGAGCUAUGCAACCGGAGUGCGGAGAGCGACGCGGCGAGAGCCGGGGAAACUCGAGCGGUGCGGGGAGUGUCUGAGAGUACGGGCGGCGACGGCGAGUCGAGGCGGAGGAGGGGGGAAGCGAGUCCCGGGUGGAACGUUCCCCGGGGAUUUGGGGGCGGUGGAGUAGGAGACAUUCGUUCCGCACUGGAAACGAGCCCAGGCGCCGACGGCCAUGAAGAAAAGCCGGGACGACGAUCUGGCGAACACGGCGCUUGAAGCGGCGUCACCUCCCAGGGGCACGACCGAGAGCCUGGCGGCUGAUCCCGAUCCCGACUCCGGCCCCCGGGGCGAUCUCAGCUCGCUCGGCUCCGACUCCGAGAUCAACGGUUUUGUCAACGGGGACCAGAAGAUCGACAAGUAUGGCUUUGUCGGCGGUGCUCAGUACACAGGCGACCUGCAACAUGAAGUGCCACCAGAGGUAUUGCGGCAACGGGAAUCCAAGUGGCUGGACAUGUUGAACAACUGGGACAAAUGGAUGGCAAAAAAAUACAAGAAGGUAAAACUCCGAUGUCAGAAAGGAAUUCCACCCUCACUCAGAGGCCGAGCUUGGCAGUAUUUGUCAGGAAGUAAAGUAAAAAUGGAACAGAACCAUGGGAAGUUUGAUGAAAUGGAUCGGUCACCUGGAGAUCCAACGUGGCUUGAUGUAAUAGAAAGAGAUCUGCAUCGUCAGUUUCCUUUUCAUGAGAUGUUUAUUGCAAGAGGAGGCCAUGGGCAACAAGACCUCUAUAGAGUUUUAAAAGCAUACACAAUUUACAGGCCAGAGGAGGGGUACUGUCAGGCACAGGCUCCCAUCGCUGCUGUCCUUUUGAUGCACAUGCCUGCUGAGCAAGCUUUUUGGUGCCUUGUUCAGAUUUGUGAAAAAUAUCUUCCAGGAUAUUACAGUGCUGGAUUGGAAGCAAUCCAGUUGGAUGGGGAGAUCUUUUUUGCCUUGUUGCGUAAGGUUUCACCAGUGGCACAUAAACACCUUAACAAGUACAAAAUUGACCCCAUCCUGUACAUGACGGAGUGGUUCAUGUGUGCAUUUUCAAGAACUUUGCCGUGGGUAUCUGUGUUGAGAAUUUGGGACAUGUUCUUCUGUGAAGGUGUAAAGAUAAUAUUCCGUGUUGGUCUCAUUCUGUUGAAGUAUACACUUGGCUCAUCAGAAAAAUUGAAAAAAUGUCAGGGUCAGUAUGAGACCAUGGAAAAACUUCGGAGCAUUGAUCCCAGAUAUAUGCAAGAUGGCUUUCUCGUACGAGAGAUAAUUGAACUUCCUAUCACUGAAAGGGAGGUUGAAAAAGAACAUUUAAUUCAGCUGAAGAAGUGGAAGGAUACGCAUGGUGACCUCAAAUACCAGCCUCCUCCUAGAUUGCACGGCGCUAAAGCAAUCAAUGAGGCUGAGCCUCAUUCUCAAAAAGCCUUGGUGCAGAUGCCAUCCAUCGUGGUACACUCCCCGCCAGUGUCUCCUGAUUCAGGUAGCAAUUCCAAGAAGAAAAAGGAUAAGAAAAUGUCAAAAGAACAAAAGAGAGAAAAGAAGAAACAGGAGAAAAAGACAGGAAAAGUAGAAACAGUGGCAAAUGGAUCUACCGCUGAUGAGACCAAUAGAAUUUUAAAAGAUGAACAAAAUGUUACCCAACCAGUAGAGUUUGCAAAGGAGCUAAAUCAAUCGAUGCUGAAAAAGGACACUCAACUACAGCAGUCUGAACAAAGUCUCAGCUCGGAAGAAACAGAACAGGACACAUACUUAUGAGAUGAAUCAUUCCAGCACCCGGUGGGUGUGGUGCAGGGAGGGGUGGGGGGGGCAACGUUUCAUUUCACAUUCGAAUCAUCAUUCCGUAAGAGAACUGACAUUGCAUGGCAAGAUGGGGCCAUUGAUAGUAUAUGUACGUACUUAAUGCAGUUGACAAGAUAUGGUGAUUCUUUCAUGACUUAACACAGUGACUUGAAACAUGAGAAAUUGGUACAAGUUUAGAAGUUUUGAGUUAUUUUCACUGUUGAUUUGUGUGGUUAAGCAAUUCAAAGAAUAGCCAAAACCAGGGACAUAAUUUAAUCAGCUAGUGAAACUAGUUAGGAAGAAUCUGCUUCAUAUGUUCACCUUUACUGAGUUCAACACAAAACUCUAAUUGAAUGAACUGUUAGCUGUCAUCAGCAGAGUAAAUUUUUUUGAGGAAAAUGUAAAUAUUUUUGCAAUAUUUUUCAGUAAACAAUGUCUUGUAUGGAGUUGCUAGUAUUGUAAAGAUAUUUCUUCUUGGUUUUCAUUCCAAGUUAAGAUUAAUGAUAUUUAUAGGGCAUUUUGUUUUUAUUAUUCUUUGGUCAGAUGUUUCUCUGUUCCCAUUUCUAUUUUGAAGUAACAGUGAAUUGCAGUAGAAAGGAAGAGACCAUUAUUAAGCUAUUGCUGAGAAUUUGACAUGUGUUCAUUAGAAUUAUUUGAAUUAAUUUAAUGUCUAUACGUGGUGGGGAAUUGAGUCAGGGUUUUGGCUUAGGAUAGAGGAUGUGCUGCCAUAUGUUUGUAUGAUUUAAAACACUCUACUUGUAUAUUCAUUUAAUAUUCAUAACAUUUCUUCUAUGUACAGAAAUUACAGUUGAAGAAAUGGAGAUUAAAUAUGCCCAUUUAGUAAAUGUUUUGCAGGCAAUGUUAAUGCCGUGCACACACACAGUAGUAAGCAGGGUAGUUAACCAUGACACCAUAGAAAAACAAUGUAUCGUCCAAAUGAAUUAGCACUUUUCCUUAAUCUUGAGGGAUGUAAAUUUAAGCUGUUUUACAAGAGGUUUUGUAAAUUCUCUUGAUAAACUGACUAAGAACCAGAAUUAAGUGCUGUUCUUGUAUAAUCCAGCUAUUUUUCUACAAAAUUAUCAAUGCACAAUGGAUUUGCAGCAGUUGCGAAGGUAUUUAAGUGCUAUAUAAACUCAUAGAUUAAACUCAAUUUUCUGUCCUUGCAUAUAAUGAAGAAUAUAAGAUUAUAACAUAAUAUAAAGUCUAAUUUUGGUGUUUGCUCCACAUUCCUUGAGACUAAUAAAACAGCCAAAUAUAGAUGUGCAAACAAAGUUAAACUGUCUGGUCUAACAUACUUUUUUGUAUUUGAAGAAUCAGAAACUAUUUGUCAAUUUGUUUUAUGUGCAAUCUACGAUGAAAAUACUUGGAGCGUAUUGAAUAAUGGCAAAUUCCAUGUGGCUAUAUAGUGUAUGUACUUUUAAACUUAACAUAAUUAGAUUAUUUAUCUACAAAUUGCUACAUUUAAUAAGUUCAUCUAAGCUACACGUAUUAUCUUGCUCUUGCCAUGGAUCCAUAACAAAAUCAAUAAAAUAUUCUGGAAAGCC